Cooperia oncophora is the source of this 654-nucleotide messenger RNA. The record is from the annotation of a GenBank genome assembly. Lineage: Eukaryota; Metazoa; Nematoda; Chromadorea; Rhabditida; Trichostrongylidae.
AUGAAAUUUCAGGUGAACGCGCAAAACAAAGGAGGAGCGACGGCAUUACAUUUUGCGGCUCUAAAUGGAAAUGCCUACCUUGUCGAGCUGUUACUCAGCCAUCCAGGCAUUGAUAUGAAUUUACGAAAUCGUGAUGGAAAUCGAGCAGUCGAUCUAUGCAAAGAUGUUCCUAAAAAAGCCUGGCAAGAUGUGGCGAAGUUACUUACAAAUUGGAAGAAGCUUGAAAAAAUACAAGUGGACUUCCUGGCAGCCGGUAAUGUUAUGGUCCAACUUACUGAUGGCGCAGAGACGCCUACUAGCGCUAUCCUGGCCGAAAUCGGUCGCGAACUGAACAUUGAAAGCGGCCAGCUAAAGGUGUUCGCCCUGUGGGUGUGUUCGGAAAGUCUAAGUCUCCAGUUGAAGCCUGAUCACAAACCGCUGGCACAUCUAAACGUGAAGAAAUGGCGGGCUAAGGUGGACAAGUGGACGGAUCAGGAGAACUCCCGCGAAAAACCGCAUCUAGUCCUUCGCCGCAGCGCGCAUGCAUCGCUUUCGACGGAACUGAAGUAUAUAAGGAGACUAGUAAAUCACUACAAUGGAACCGUUCAGCAUGUCACCGUGUUACAUAUGAAAGUGUCUGAAUACAGCGGAAUCAAUCGAUAUGUCGUAGCAUAG